CUCCUUGUGUUGAGAUUCAGGAGCCAAGUCAGAAGCCAGCUAUGACAGGGACCAAAUUGGCGGCGGGGGCGGUGACGGCGGUGGUGACGGAAGAUAAGACAAUCUCCGCUCAAAACGUAGGGGAAGAAUCCGGGGGUAGGGCACACGAUGCGGACGCCUUGCCACCUACGCCAUGCCUUGCCGCCAUCCGGGAAAAAGACACAAUCAGCGCUACGGAAGCAGGAGUGAUGGUCCCGGGAACAACAGAUUCAGCGGAACACGCUCUCGAUGGCAACAGCCUCGGACAACGGCAGAGCGCGUCGCACGGCGACCCUGUCCGUGUAGAUGGUAAUAGUGGCUCGGCUCACCACGCCCCCCAUCACCCCUCGAGUUCCCCUGCCGGGCCCCGACUGGCACCCAAGCCUGGUCACACUUGGAAACCCUCCACCGCCGACGGGCACGGUGUUAGCCGGACAAGGAAAGCUCAGGGAAAUAGUGCCGCGAUCCCUACCUCCUCGGGAGACUUGGCCGACUCUUUGCUGAGGCUCUGCCCCGCCCUGGAGGCGCGCAUCUCGGACCUCCGUCGGGACAACACCGCCGCUGCUCGCUUCCUCAGCAAGGCACAGGCCACCGCUUCGGAGAAGGCCAGGAGACCCGUGGGAGCGCUGGUGUCUCGCAACCGCGCCGUGUGCGCGUUAGAGGGGGCGGAGCUGUCCUUGCUGCGGCGCGAAGAAGCGACCACCCGGGCGCAACGCAAGCGGGAGGCCAACAGGGAGAGAAGGAGGCGCUUGGAGCGGCGGAGGCUGGCGACGGCGGAAGCCACACGGAUUAAGCACGAGGGGCCGAGCUUGGCUGAAGUGCGUGCUCUGGAGGAAGCCGCCCUCCUCGAGAAACGGCAGCGAUAUUUUUUGUUCGCCGUCGUCGCGAUUCACUCCGCCAUCCGAUGGCGCAACGACUGGAAGGAGCGAAAGUAUAAAAUGGCCAAGUUCGCGGAGGCGUUGGUUGGCCUCAUCGAACAAAAGGAAUCGCAGGACGUGUUCGAGGCUAGCGUGGCCCGGGUGCAGCGCUUCGUCCGCCGCCGUCAAGGGGCCCCCGGCGUGGCUGGGGGAGCGGCCGCCACCGCCGGCGACAGAUCGGGGAGGCGAAACUUCAUCCGCUGCCUCAAGGCGUGGAUCCCGAGGGCGCACGGAACGUGGAAGCGGCGGAGGCGCGAGGGGGGCGUGAUCAUCUACGACUUCCUGAAGGACGCCAGGCUCAGCCAGAACAUCAAGGCCAUCUACCGCUUUCGGAGGAAGGUUAUGCGGUGCCAGGUAUACGUGAAGGGGGUGAGCGUCGUCACGCGGGACCGACUGCUGCUCCUCGGCCUCUUCUUCAGCCAGUGCGAGGGCCGGCUGCGGGGCAGGCUGGCGGAACGCGUGCGGCAGCAGGUGCAAGAGGAGGCCGCCGCCGACCUGGAGGUCCACCGGCAACUCAUGCGCCCCUCGACCAGUGCUGCGGCCGUCGCCGCGGCAACCCCCGCCGCCGCCGCCGGGGGCAACCGGUGGAAGCGGCGAACGAACAAGAACGGGGGUGACACCGGUGGCGAGGAUGACGGCGUGAGCGAGCUGAUGGAGACGGUGGCGGCGCUGCGGCUCAAGUCGGCCCAGGAGGAGCUGGAGAUGCGCUCCGCGCGUCCGGACGUCAAGCGCCGGUUGCUCGAGGGCCUUCUCGGGAAGGUCCGAGCGGCUCAUCAGUCCAGAAUGCAGCUGUCAUCGGGCGGCCGAGGAGGAGACGGUGGUGGCGGCGCCGGUGACGCCAGGAUAGGAAAGGGCCCGGGGAGAAACCGCCGCGGGGUUUUCCUCCCGGAGGCGCUUUUCACCGUAGACGACGCCCGAGAGUUACUCACGCGUUCGCCCCCGCCCCCGGAGGGAUCCGCUAGUGCCGGUGACACCACAGCCGGCGGCGGGUUGACGAAUGGGAACCAGGCAAGCCCCAAUGGUAGCGGCGAGUUGCCGGGUGCUCCGUACUCGACGGUGGCCGUCUCGAGGCCGGGCACGGGUGGUGGCGGCGGCGGCGGCGUUAGCAAGAGCGACUUCCGGCCGAACACGCGAGUCCCGCCGAUGUUGCUGUUGAAGAGCGUCCCGGAGGCGGUCAUGUGCCAGCUGGUCUUGACCGCGUGGGAGCAGAGCUCCUCCUCCGGGUGGCGAUGACGGCAACGGUCGCCGUUCGCUGGUUAGGAUUCUUGCGUUGUAUGUACUUUAGCAGAGAGCGCCCGCACUCCACAAUAAUUGUUUGCCAAGCCCGGGGUUCUUACAUGUACAAGUUCCUAGCUUCGAAUGGCCGCUAAGACAAAAGGUUUUGGUGUAGUAGCUCUUAACGUACAAUAGCUCGCAUAUGGU
Molecule: messenger RNA, 2357 nt
Organism: Ectocarpus sp. CCAP 1310/34
Lineage: Eukaryota; Phaeophyceae; Ectocarpales; Ectocarpaceae
Source: the annotation of a GenBank genome assembly